AUGCCGAAGAGCGACAGUGCUCGUCAAUGCAGAGCCAUAUCCAUCUAUGUAAUAUCUGCCUUGAUGUAUAUUGUAGUGUUCUUUCACCGUUUGGUUGCUGCUUCCAUCGGGGAAGAGUUUCAUGAUAAAUUUAGUGCGAGUUCCAGCGUAUCCAAGGAAAUGAUGUUGCCAAUCUUCGGCUCGCUUUACUUCUACUUUUACGCUUUUUUGCAACCUUUUGUAGGCAUUACAGUGGAUGCGAUAAAGCCGCGGUGGACAAUUUUUAUGGCUGGAAUUUUUAUGACUGCAGGAUCUCUUGUGAUUGCUUUCCCUAGAAAUCUAGCUAUAGUAUACUUUGGGAGAUCGCUGGUGGGGAUAGGGGCAGCCUUUGUGUACGUUCCGAUACUGAAGCUGAUCGCUCUGUGGUUCCCCAUCCAUAAGUUCGGGCUGUUAACCGGGAUUAUGGUAGCUCUGGGGGGACUCGGGGGCUUUUUUUGUACUGCCCCUCUUACCAUAUUGAUCCAGACAAUAGUCAGAAAUCCGAAUGCAAAACCUUUAAUUAUAGAUUAUAUUUUUAGUAUUGUUGGGGGCAUAACCGCCCUGCUAACAGUUAUAUUUGUUUGUGUGGCACACGACACCCCGGAGAAGGCUGGCUACGCCCCCAUAGCCAACCCCUCUGCCAGCAAACCUGAACAGCUCGGAGUCACAUCAACAGACCCUACAGACCCUACUCUACAACAGAAUACUGUGCCAGCCGCCGGGCCUACGGUGGCCGAAGGCAGCUUGGUCUCAAGUGGAGUCGUCAAUGCUCCCGACUCUGCCCAUGACUUUUACUGCAACACAGCUGCGCCCACCUUCGAGGUCGUGGAGCCUGCGGUAAGGAGUGAUCCUGCUGCGUCCUCACUCGCGAAGAAGAGUCACUUAGCGGAGUUCUGUGAUUCCAUGAAGAUCGUCUUCUGCUCAGAGAACAGCAAGUACCUCAUACUAAUGAUGGUAGCCUACUUCUUCUGCACCGGGUCAUACUUCACCAUCUCUGCAACUGCAGGAGUUGAGCUUAUCACCAACACAGUUAGCCAAAAUGGAGGCAAUGUAAAGCUAGAUGCUACAUGGGUGCAAGCAGGAUUGAACCUGGGGACGAUCGUGGGGUCUCCACUCCAGUCAGUACUCGCCAAUCUUAUGGGCAGAAAACCAAUGCAACUUAUUAAUAAUGGAAUUAUGUUUUUAGUGUACUUAGGGAUUGCUAUAGUAAAGCUCGUCAAUCCAGCCAUUUGGGGCUACGCGAUCCUUUAUGUCUUCAUCGGUCUUGUAGGAGGCACUAUGAUUGUCGUGGCCUAUACAAAUGUAAAAGAAAUGUUCCCAAUCGCUGUUUCUGGGACGGCGAUCGGCUUCUUCAAUAUAGCUCCCUUCCUGGGCGCUGCAGUGUUCCAGAAUGUAUCGCCGGAACUCAUAAAGUUGAACGGAGGAAAGAGAUAUGAGAACAUGUGCUACUUGCUGGCGGUAAAUGCAGUUGUUGCAGCGCUUAUCCUGAUAUUCUCCAAGGAGACUAGUCCCGUGAAAUCACGGAAACAGAAAAAGGCAUGA
Molecule: messenger RNA, 1560 nt
Organism: Giardia duodenalis
Lineage: Eukaryota; Fornicata; Diplomonadida; Hexamitidae
Product: Major facilitator family transporter
Exons: 1
Coding region: 1-1560 (519 amino acids)
Biological process (GO): transmembrane transport
Molecular function (GO): transmembrane transporter activity
Source: RefSeq, a predicted model, not a curated record